CCGAUUUAUGACCCGGGCAGUUUUACUAGCCUGUACCGUGCAAGUUGAAAACGCGAGUGGGCAAAAAUCGCUCCUCGCAUCGCCUCGUUGCUGUGCUGCCGUAUUACUAUCGACGCUAGCUGCUCAAACCACAGCGCAGCAGCGUAGCCUCCAUAGACAGAAUCGAUCAAUUACUCGCCGCAAGCGCAAGCUUGAUCAAGAAAUAACACGUUUGAGACAAGGCAAGCUUAAUUGAUCAAGAAAUAACACGCCUGAGCAGCAACCUGAGCGAACCAACGUGACGAAAAUGGCCGAAAUCUUCAGCAGAGGCACCCACGUAACCGCUCUAUGGGGCCACCGCUGGUACGCCGGCACCGUCGACGAUAUACUGGACGGCGGGCGGGCCUACGAGAUCGCCUGGGCUGACGAGGAGACCUGCAACGAAGUGCCCGCGGCCGACGUCCGAGCGCUCGCUGUGAAUGAGGAGCCCCGGCCCAAGAAGCAGAAGGUACAGAAACCGCGGGCCGACACGAAGCCGCCGCAAAAAAAGCGCCUCGGCGCGUCGCCGUUCGUAGAAAAGCCGCUCGCGCCGGCCGCCGACGAGUCGGAGUGGGCCUACCGCGCGCGGGCCCGGCGCCCGCACCGGAGACUACGAGACGACGUCGACGCGAACGACGACCACUGUUCUGUUUGUUGCGACGGCGGCAAGUUGCUGUGCUGCGCGACGUGCCCGCGGAGCUUCCACGAGGCCUGCGUGCGCAAUUGUUUGGGCGAGGCCUACCUGCCGGGCGCGCGGCGGGCGAAAUUAGAUCUAGGUGGUACGACUACGAAGAAGAAGCGGGACCACGCGCCGGCCGCAGCGGCCGUCGCUGGGAUUACGCAGGAAGCGGCCGAGGAAAACUGGCAUUGCCCAGUUUGCUGGCAGUCUCACGCAACAGAGUGCGUUAUUUGUGGCGAAGCGGGCGACGACGACACGCGCCUCGUGCCCUGCGACCGCUGCCCGCGCGCCUUCCACGCGCGCUGCGCCGAGCUCGUCAGCGGGAGUGACGGCAAGCGCCGCUGCCGGGCCUGCGUUGUGGACGAGGCGGCGCCGACGACGCUGGCCCAAGCGCUCCAGCCGGACGUCCUCAAGCAGAUUGAAAGUUUGUGCGCGCAGCUCCCGCGGAACCACUUCGCGUCGAUCUUCGGCGACCGCCUCAAGCGCAUCCGGGAGCUCGCGGCCGAAACGCCCGAGGCCGCGGCCCACUCGCUCCAGGGCCUCCACACGGCCCAGGCCGUCGAGUCGAGACUGCACUUCGUGAAGACGAGUGAGGACGAGAAGGAGUUCCGGGCGAGCCGCAAAGUUGUAAAACCGUGCGAGCAGCUGUGGUCGCUCGCGCGCGACGGCAUGGCGUGCGUGCCCGCGAGUUUAUCAGAGGACGCCUGUUCAAUGAUGAGGGACGCGGCGCGCGAGUUUUAUGAUCGCGUCAUGGUCACGGUGUCGAAGCGGGACGACCUCAUGCACAUCCUCGAAAACAAGGGCGGCUUUUCCACCUUCAAGACCCGCGACACGGGCCGCGCGGACAUGGUGGUGCCUGGCUUAAUAAAACAGGAGGGCGCCUGGGCAUCACUGGAGACGGCGAAGUGGCUACCUCUCAUCCGAAAGACGCUGGGCCCCGACGCCUGCCUGCGCCACGCCGGCGUCAUCAUGGCGAUGCCCAAUUCGGUAGCUCAAAAGUGGCAUUCAGACGGUGAUCAUAUCGACGAGGAUAUAGUGCUGCCGCCGCACGCAUUAAAUGUGUUCGUACCGUUGGUCAAGUGCGACGUUUCGAACGGCGGCACGGAGUUCGUGCCCGGGACGCACGCCGACUGGACGGCUUCGUCCCAUUCGUAUGUGCUGGAUGCGGCGCCGGGCGACGCUUUGGUUGCCGACUGGCGGCUAAAGCACCGGGGUUUAGCGAACCGGACGCGCGAAGACCGGCCCCUGCUGUACCUGACGUACGCGAGACCCUGGUUCGUCGACAAGUACAACUUCUCUUCUGAGAGAUAUGAGAUGUUACCACCACUAUGUAGUAUGGACGCGACGCGGUCGGAGCGCGCUGAUAUAAGGGACAUGGCUUAAUGAAACACAUAUAGCCUCUCGACCCGCAGG
Messenger RNA from Pelagomonas calceolata, 2110 nucleotides. NCBI's taxonomy places the organism in Eukaryota, Pelagophyceae, Pelagomonadales, Pelagomonadaceae. The record is from the annotation of a GenBank genome assembly.